CAGUGAAUUGGGAUUUAUCAGUCGUCGAUAUAGAUUUUUGUUCCUCAAACUUUCAUACCACCCUUCCACCAUCGUCAAAAUCGUAGCCUGCGGUGUCCUACCACAACAUCAAAGUAUAUUCUCGGCAUAUCAUACCUUUCUGCUCUUCAGACCAACCGUGAUUCUACCAGCCAUGGGUUACGAGGAUAUCUUCUCGCUGCAGGGAACUCCGAGACAGCCAUACAUCAACUUCUACAAAGAUUGGCGUCCGGGCGUCUCCCUGGCGUUCCAGGCAAGAGUGCUCGUUCUUUUCCACAUCGCUUCCGGCGUCAGCCGGACCGCCCUGCGCAUGGAGCAGAGGCGCUUGAGAUAUAGCAGCGUCAUGGGAACCCCGGCAUUCAUGUUCUACAACGCUAUUGUCAUGGCGCUCGAGGAUGAAGGACUUUAUCGCGGUUAG
Molecule: messenger RNA, 436 nt
Organism: Neurospora tetraspora
Lineage: Eukaryota; Fungi; Ascomycota; Sordariomycetes; Sordariales; Sordariaceae
Exons: 3
Coding region: 173-436 (87 amino acids)
Source: RefSeq, a predicted model, not a curated record